Molecule: messenger RNA, 651 nt
Organism: Dermacentor andersoni
Lineage: Eukaryota; Metazoa; Arthropoda; Arachnida; Ixodida; Ixodidae
Source: RefSeq, a predicted model, not a curated record
CUUGGCCUUGGACCCUAUGCGACCGGGGUCGGACCACGACGCUUUUGUCUGGCGGACGACAUGGUUGCGCCGGCGGUUCCAAGCGGGGCGCAUCGUGAAUGCCGGGGAAUACCUCCUCGGUGACAGUGGCUACCCCUUGGAGCCGUGGCUCCUGACCCCGGUUCCUGGCCAUCCUCCAGUGCACACAGCCGAGGGGCAGUACAACACAGCACAUGCCGCCAUGCGUUCCGCAGUGGAGAGGUGCAUUGGGCUCUUAAAGAGCCGUUUCCGCUGUCUUCAGCGAUAUCGCACCCUCCUCUACGAGCCGGAACGUGCAGCCAACAUUGUCGCGGCAUGUGCUGUGUUGCACAACCUUCGCCUUUCUGAAGGCGACGAGUCAGGCGAUGACAGUGAUGAAGACAGCAGCAGCGGCAGUAGUAGUAGUGAGCUUGACAAUAACGGCGACCCCAUGCCACACAGUCUGCCCCGUAACACGGGCUCUAGAAUGCACUACUUGAGAGGGCGGGCUGUUCGCGACAAUGUCAUUGGCAUGUUUGGCACAACCCGUGCGCAGCACAUGCGUUACUUGAGGAGCGUGCGGCGGCAGCUGCGACGUCAACAGCAGCGUCAGCAUCGCUAGGUGCAUGCACACAGUUUUUAACUAAUUGCAUA